Messenger RNA from Anthonomus grandis grandis, 1456 nucleotides. It is a transcript of the gene Spx, whose product is annotated as splicing factor 3B subunit 4. Gene Ontology annotation, cellular component: U12-type spliceosomal complex; nucleolus. Gene Ontology annotation, molecular function: RNA binding. Gene Ontology annotation, biological process: positive regulation of mRNA splicing, via spliceosome. The record is from RefSeq and is a predicted model, not a curated record. Bases 160 to 1299 code for a protein of 379 amino acids. Lineage: Eukaryota; Metazoa; Arthropoda; Insecta; Coleoptera; Curculionidae. The transcript has 5 exons.
ACAGUUCGCACUAUACGGUUACAGCCAGCCAUUUGUUUGUGUGCUUUUAUUUGUUGGUUAAAGUAUAAAAAAAAUAAAUAUCUCAAUAAUAUACAUUCAUGGAUAAGUGCUAAUAAGAACAUUUGUAAAGGAAGAGUUAUUAUAUCUAUUGUACACACAAUGGCUAAUGGACCAAUAGCAGAACGAAAUAGAGAUGCAACAAUAUAUGUUGGAGGUUUAGAUGACAAAGUUUCUGAAUCUUUGCUAUGGGAACUAUUUGUCCAGGCAGGUCCCCUUGUAAAUGUUCACAUGCCAAAAGACAGGGUGACUAUGAUGCAUCAAGGCUACGGAUUUGUCGAAUUUAUGGGAGAAGAAGAUGCUGAUUAUGCCAUAAAAAUAAUGAAUAUGAUAAAACUAUAUGGGAAACCUAUAAGGGUAAAUAAAGCAUCAGCUCAUCAAAAAAAUUUGGAUGUUGGAGCAAAUAUUUUUAUUGGUAAUUUGGAUCCUGAGGUAGAUGAAAAGUUACUCUAUGAUACAUUCUCCGCAUUUGGUGUCAUUUUACAGACGCCUAAGAUCAUGCGUGAUCCGGAAACGGGCAACUCAAAAGGCUUUGCUUUUGUUAAUUUUGCAAGUUUCGAGGCUUCAGACGCAUCCAUCGAAGCAAUGAACGGUCAAUAUUUGUGUAACCGACCUAUAUCUGUUUCUUAUGCAUUCAAAAAAGACUCAAAGGGAGAACGUCACGGAUCGGCCGCAGAACGACUGUUGGCAGCACAGAAUCCGCUCUCGCAGGCCGAUCGACCGCAUCAGCUAUUCGCAGAUGCACCGCCUAUGGGUAUGAUGCCUGGUAUGACCAUGGCUCCUCCACCGCCACCAGUUAUAUUAGGUGGCCUGAUGCCUCCUCCACCUCCCACGCCGAAUAACAUGGCUCCUCCGCCACCACCACCCGUACCUCCACCGUCCUCAUUCCCCUCGGGAAUUCCACCUCCUCCGUUGCCACCUUCGCAACCACCUUUACCACCGGGCGCACCUCCACCGCCUCCGAUAUCUACAUCUUCGCGUCCUCCAAUGCCUCCGAUGCCGCCAUCUACCGGGUCAAAAAUGAUGCCGCCUCCGCCACCAUCCUGGACAGGCGGUAUGCCUCCGCCUCCUGGAGGUGCUGGUUUUCCUGGCGGCAUGUUUCCACCGCCUCCGCCACCCGGAAGUAGAGCACCACCGCCGCCCAAUUGGAGACCACCUCCACCGCCGAGUUUCGCAGGUAACGCACGACCACCAUUUCCGCCUAGAGGACCACCGCCACCACCUCCCAGUAUAAGUCAGUAAAUAAGAUGAUUCUCCGGUUUUAUUUCGGUCUAGAAUUUCAUUACGAAACAUAUUUUAUUGUAUCGUUUAUUUAUGAUCUUACAGAUGUUUAUUAAUAUCUAUAGGGUCAUAUCUGUUCUAAUAUCAUAAUGUUUAUAAAUAUAUAGAUGCAGACUCA